Messenger RNA from Rhododendron vialii, 1929 nucleotides. RefSeq names its product serpin-ZX-like. The record is from RefSeq and is a predicted model, not a curated record. The transcript is spliced from 2 exons. The coding region runs from base 1 to 1437 and encodes 478 amino acids. Gene Ontology annotation, molecular function: serine-type endopeptidase inhibitor activity. Lineage: Eukaryota; Viridiplantae; Streptophyta; Magnoliopsida; Ericales; Ericaceae.
AUGGAGUUCUGCACAAGGAUUUCCAGCCAGUUGUUGCUCAAGCAGAUCGACAAUGACAGAAACAUUGUAAUGUCUCCGUUGUCGAUCAACGUGGUUCUAAACAUGGUGGCUGCUGGAUCAAAGGGUGAUGGUUUGGAGUACAUGCUCAGAAUUCUCGGGUCCAAAAGCAUCGAUGAGAUAAACUCUAAGUCCUCGGAGAUGAUGGCGGUGGCAGCCGGUGAUGGGUCCUCUAAUGAAGCCAAGGAUGGUCCGAGUUCGGGUGGGGUCGACAAUAGGGAUUUUCAUCCAGAAGACCAUGGGGGUUUGGCCGGCCUACCUUCUCCUCCAACGGGCAAUUUGGGUCGGCCCUAUCAACCUUUUCCUGCAAUGGGCAAUUUAGAUCGGCCCUAUCAACCUUCUCCAACGGGUAAUUCGGGUUGGCACUAUGAACCUCCUUUUCCUCCAACGGGCAAUUUGGAUUGGCCCUAUCAACCUUCUAGAACAGGCGAUUCGUGUUGGCCCAAUCAAUUUCCUUAUUUUCCUCGAAUAGGCAAUUCGGAUCGGCCCUAUCAACCUUCUAGAACAGGCAAUUCGUAUUGGCCCUAUCACCUUCCUUAUUCGAGGAGAAAUUGGGAUUGGAACUAUCAGCCUUCUCGAAGAGGCAAUUCGUAUUGGACCUAUCAACCUCUCUCUCCUCCUCCUCCUUUUCCUCCAACGGCCAAUUCGGAUCGACCCUAUCAACGUUCCCAAACAGGCAAUUCAGGAUUUCAAUCAAAACAAAAAACACGCAAUUCGAGUCGGCGCUAUCAACCUUUUCCUCCUCCAGUGAUGCCGGUGGCAAAGGGUGGUGGGCCCUCGAACAACGCCGAGGAUGGUCCGACUGUGGUCAUGGUCAAUGGAGUCUGGGUCGAUGAGCGUUUUCCUCUAAGACCGUCUUAUGAAGAGCUUAUUAGAGGUGUCCAUAAAUGUGAAGCAAAAACAGUUGAUUUCUUGCAUGAGGUUUCUGAAGUGGUAAAUGAAAUUAACUCAUGGGCUAAUGUUGUAUCAAGAGGGCUUAUCAAAGAGAUUCUCCAACAUGGAUCCCUAAAUCCAGACACAGCAAUCGUACUAGCGAAUGGGCUAUACUUCAAAGGACUUUGGGAUGGCGAUUACAAAUUUAGCCACACUGAAAAAAGGGAUUUCUAUCUUUCCAACGGCAAUACUAUUUUAGUUCCCUUCAUGACUAGCCAUAAGAAAUACUAUUUCGGAUCAUUUGAUGGCUUCAAGGUCCUUAAAAUCCCAUACCAAGGCCGGAAACUCAACAAGAAUUUCUCCAUGUACUUCUUUCUCCCAAAUGAAAAGAAUGGGUUGAAAAAUCUUGUAGAGAAGUUCAAUACAUAUCCACGGUUCUUGCAGAAGAACCUUAACUUAAGGAAAGUACCGCUUAACGAAUUUUGGAUCCCGAAAUUUAAAUUCUAGUUUGAUUUUGACGUUUCUGACGUCAUGAAGGAUAUGGGAGAACCGUUAACGUUUCUGGAAAAUCCAAAAGAUUGGUCGGACAUGAUGCAUAUUCCUGAGGGCGUCCCAUUCAUGACCACAAAAAUGAUUCAAAAAGCUUGUAUUGAGGUUGACGAAAAAGGCACAGAGGCUGCAGCCGUUACUGUUUUAAUGAUGGCCCCUGGAGCCGCAAUGCACAUGCCCCCGCCAGAAACUGCAAGUUUCGUUGCUGAUCAUCCUUUUAUGUUCAUGAUCAAGGAAGAGCCAUCGGGUUCAGUUUUUUUCACUGGAGCAGUAGUUAAUCCAAGGUCUAGUGAUUAGGUUUUUUUUUUUUUUUGGGGUAAGGAAAUGGUAACUAUUACUUGAGUUUUGCGAGAUUAUGGGAAUAAAUUGAGACAAACAUGAUACAUUUUGCCACAUCGGGUACUUCAGUCGUGUAGCGUGUUCUGAUUUUGAGUUUGACUUUUAUGCCAA